Messenger RNA from Carica papaya (papaya), 1570 nucleotides. It is a transcript of the gene SQD1, whose product is annotated as sulfoquinovosyldiacylglycerol 1. The record is from RefSeq and is a predicted model, not a curated record. Lineage: Eukaryota; Viridiplantae; Streptophyta; Magnoliopsida; Brassicales; Caricaceae.
UGCCAUUUUUAUCUUUCUCACUGAUUCUUCCAAUGAUCAGAGAAAAGGGAAAGACCACCCCCCACUUGGCUACUCGCUUCACCACUCUUCUCCCUCAACCUUGCUUCCAUUUCAUCUCACAGUCUGCUUCAUCCCCCAAACCUUCGUUACAGGUAAAUGUGCCUACUGUUGAGUAGAGGCAAACAUUAGAAUGGCAGAUUUGCUCUCAACUUCAUGUUUCUUAAAAGUAUCUCCUAGCCGCAAGCCUUACUCCCAGUCACUGAAUUACAUCGUGGCACCAUGUUCUACCUCCUUUACUUUGCAGACGAUCAGAUCUCCUAUCAAAAAACUCAUCUUACGAGGGGAGUUGUCCAGAGGACGUGUUAAAGCUCAUGGAACCUCUUUUCGCGUAAGUCAAGAAGCUGCAACUCAAGCUAGCUCUGGUUCCCAUGAGUCCUCCAAUGGAGCGACUAAUCCCAAGCCCCAGCGGGUGAUGGUCAUUGGGGGAGAUGGCUAUUGUGGUUGGGCUACUUCACUUCACUUAUCCAACAAAGGAUAUGAAGUUGCCAUUGUUGAUAGCCUUGUCCGUCGUCUCUUUGACCAUCAACUUGGUCUUGACUCUUUGACUCCCAUUUCCUCCAUCCAUAAUCGCAUCCGUUGUUGGAAGUCUAUCACCGGAAAGUAUGAGCUAUAUAUUGGUGAUGUUUGCGACUUUGAGUUUCUAUCAGAAGCGUUCAAGUCAUUUGAACCUGAUGCUGUUGUCCAUUUUGGGGAACAACGAUCUGCUCCUUAUUCAAUGAUAGAUCGCUCAAGAGCUGUGUUUACGCAGAAGAAUAAUGUGAUCGGAACACUCAAUGUUCUUUUUGCGAUAAAGGAAUUCAGAGAGCAGUGUCAUCUGGUGAAGCUUGGGACAAUGGGAGAAUAUGGAACUCCCAACAUUGACAUUGAGGAGGGAUAUAUAACUAUAACUCACAAUGGGAGAACAGAUACUUUGCCUUAUCCAAAGCAAGCGAGCUCUUUCUAUCAUCUUAGCAAGGUUCAUGACUCGCAUAAUAUAGCCUUCACUUGCAAGGCAUGGGGAAUCAAAGCCACUGAUUUGAAUCAGGGAGUGGUUUAUGGAGUGAAAACAGAAGAGACUGAGAUGCAUGAAGAACUCCGUAAUAGGUUUGAUUAUGAUGGAGUAUUUGGUACCGCAUUGAAUCGGUUCUGUGUUCAGGCUGCUGUUGGCCACCCACUUACGGUAUAUGGGAAAGGAGGCCAGACUAGGGGUUACCUUGACAUAAGAGAUACAGUUCAAUGUGUUGAGCUUGCCAUUGCAAACCCUGCACAGCCUGGAGAAUUUCGGGUCUUCAAUCAAUUCACGGAGCAGUUCUCAGUGAAUGAACUUGCUGCCAUUGUCACCAAAGCGGGACAGAAGCUUGGACUUGAUGUCAAAUCUGUAUCAGUGCCCAACCCAAGGGUGGAGGCAGAGGAACAUUACUACAAUGCAAAGCAUACAAAGCUUAUGGAGCUGGGACUGAAACCACACCUUCUCGACUCUCUUCUGGAUUCACUCCUAAACUUCACCAUUCAAUUCAAGGAUCGUGUUGAC